This is a messenger RNA of Thyridium curvatum, 3060 nucleotides long. RefSeq lists its product as uncharacterized. Lineage: Eukaryota; Fungi; Ascomycota; Sordariomycetes; Thyridiales; Thyridiaceae. The transcript has a single exon. Gene Ontology annotation, cellular component: membrane. The record is from RefSeq and is a predicted model, not a curated record. Bases 1 to 3060 code for a protein of 1019 amino acids. Gene Ontology annotation, molecular function: calcium ion binding.
AUGGCAUCUCUCUCGGUCCUCUGGAUAGCAAUGGCUAUCAUUGCGCUCGGCCAGGCAGCUCCGACCCUCAACUUCCCCAUCAAUGCUCAGGUGCCGCCGGUCGCAAGGAUAGCGCAGCAAUUCUCCUUUGUCUUCUCGCCGAUAACCUUCACCUCCCAGUCGGCAAUCACCUAUACUCUCUCCAACCCUCCGAACUGGCUCUCCAUCGACAGCAGCGGUCGGCGACUCUAUGGCACGCCGCAGGAUGGCGAUGUCGCCCAAGGCGAGGUCGUGGGAGUGCCCAUAGAACUGGUGGCGACCGACAACUCUGGCUCUACGACGAUGAGCUCGACUCUGGUCGUGUGCAGGAACGCAGGACCACAGAUCCAGGUGCCCUUGUCUGAGCAGAUUUCUAGCUUUGGGAACACUUCAAGCCCGUCCUCCAUCAUCUCGUACCCCGACAGGCCAUUUUCCUUUGCCUUCGCAAAGAACACCUUCUCAAAGCCAGAUUUGAACUACUAUGCGGUAUCGGGUGACAAUGCGCCCCUGCCCUCGUGGAUCACCUUUGAUGUCAGCAACCUCGCAUUCAAGGGAACGACGCCGCCGCUGAGCUCGUUGGUAGAGCCUCCGCAGACGUUUGGAUUUCAGCUGGUCGCAUCCGAUAUCGUUGGAUUUGCAGGCGUCGCCAUUCCUUUCUCAAUUGUCGUCGGUAAUCGUGAGAUAUCGACCGGCAGUAGCACGCUGGUGCAGCUCAAUGCGACGGCUGGAGCUCCACUUACGUAUACGGGCCUUCAGCAGAAUGUCAAGAUCGAUGGCAAGAUUGCAACCUCCGCGGAUAUCGCCUCUAUUGAGACGCCGGGCAUUCCAAGCUGGCUGUCCUUCGACAAGAGCAGUUGGGUGAUUAGUGGCACACCUCCCGCCGGUGCGACAGACACUUCGUUUGCCAUCAUCUUCUCGGACACGUAUUCCAACACCCUCAACGUGACGGUAGAGGUCGCGAUGAUCAGCGACCUCUUUCUCGAUGCCCUACCCGGUAUCAGCAUUGAGCCCGGAAAAUCGUUCACCUACAACAUCGGUACGCACCUGCGCCAACCGUCAGAUGUUGAUGUCACUGUACAGAGUGAGCCGUCGCAGGACUGGAUCAAGUUUGACGCCAAGUCCAUGACAUUAUCUGGCGAUGCCCCGAGCUCUCUCCAACUUUCUCAGAUCAAGGUCUCUGUGCAGGCGAAAUCCAAAAGCUCGAGCCAGACUGGAACAGAGACCUUGACCAUGCAAGUUGUAGGCAGCACCCGGACCUCUUCCACUGCGACCGCCACCCCAACUAGCUCCGCAACAUCAGGCACAAGCAGCUCGUCUUCUUCACCGACUUCAGAGCCGUCUCAAGACAAAGGGUCAAAGUCGACGAGUACGCGCACCAUUCUUCUGGCAGUGCUCAUCCCCCUUCUCUUACUACUGCUUGCCCUGAUAGCCAUCCUCCUUUGUCUUUGCCGCAGACGCCGACAAAAGCAGAAGCAGGCCGUGGAGCGAAAGGAUAUUUCUGGUCCGGUCCCUGGCAGCUUCGUGUACACGAGUGGCAGUAGUGAGGCCGCUUCGUCUAUGCACGAAGUGAACCGCCAUUAUGACCUCGGAAGGCAGGGACCUGGAGCUGAUACAACCGGUCUAGCCAUCUCAACGGGGCCCAACAAUCUCAGAAGGUCGCUGUCUCACCAGGACAUACCGCCUGUACCACCACUGCCCAUAGGCACCGCAAGGUCGGCCACUAUGCGCUCCUUCAGUGAAGGCAACAUAUCCGAGCGGGGAUCUUGGGCUACUACAGCUGUGAUGCCUCAAUCACUGUCGCGGGCGCAGAGAACACAGUCAAGAAGUGAGCUCUCUGACAUGAGCCUCUACGAGGACAUGUCAGACGCCAACUCGAUGAUCUUGCUCGGCAAUGGCUCGCGAGAUACUUCCUUCCGAGAUGGGCUUGAGGUCAAUGUCCCGGUCAUGGAGCCGGCAACGUCAAGCAUACAGCACACCCCGGACAUGGCGUACGGAGACAGCCCAGCUCCUCUGUCUCUUAAGAGUGUGGGGGCUCGUCACGAGAACUCGCCUUUUGCCUCGUCAGAAGCACUACCCACUCGGCCAGCCUCAAGGCUUGGACCACAGGGACCCCGCGACCUUGAGCAGCAGCCUCCGCCGAAACCGUGGAUGAAGGGACACGCGGCAAAGCUCAUGAGCAAUCUCAAGCACAGCAAGCUAGCCAACGCAACAACCGUCGAUACCUUUGCCGAUAAGACGGCAGGUCGCAACGGCGACGAGCAGGACAGCAUACUCGCCAGGCCCCGCCCGCUCCGCAUCGUGGACAAGAGCACGAUCUCUCGGCCUGUCAGCCGGCGCGGCGAAGGCGACGUCGGUGGCUUCUUUGGCGGUUCUCAGAGGCACCGCCCCCAGCACGGGCCCUACAGCGGCCAGCUGCCUCCUCCGCCAGAGGACGAGGUGCCAGAGAUCCCGCCACUGAGCACGGCGAGACUCAGCAGGCAAAGGCUGGCCAGGGGCGACACGAUGGCCACCACAACCACCGAUUCCCUCAGCGUCCCCGUGACUCGCAGAAACCCUUUUGACAUCAGCUACGAGGACCUGGUCAGCAACUCGCCUUUCCACCCGUCGCGGACGUGGACGACGGUCGCGUCGGGCGAAGAGAUGGGCAGCGCGAGAGACGGGACGAGCGGCGGGUCCGCGUCGGAGCCGAACUGGACGGUGGUGGUGGAGAGCCCCACGGCGACCGCGCUGAUGAGUGCCAGCGGCACCGGGAGCGACGAGAGUGGCCGGCCGUUCGGCGGGUCUCAGGGGUCUGGCAAGUGGAUGGCGUCCGGGAGGGCGCCGCUGGCCGAGGUGCAGGUGACGUCGCCGCGGACCAUGAGCAGCAGCGUUGGCGGCUCAGGCAAGCCGGGCUCACGGCACUCGAGGCCGAGCAACAAUAACAUGCUGGGAGACGACGAAGGAUACCACGAGAACGAGUACUUGGAGAAGCUGGCGUCUAGCCGGAGCGGGUCGAUCGACCGUCUCAGCGAGGAGGACGAGGAUUUUGCAGUUUACAUAUGA